Messenger RNA from Babesia bovis T2Bo, 2032 nucleotides. Its product is annotated as cyclic nucleotide-binding domain containing protein. Lineage: Eukaryota; Apicomplexa; Aconoidasida; Piroplasmida; Babesiidae. The transcript has a single exon. The record is from RefSeq and is a predicted model, not a curated record. The coding region runs from base 87 to 1964 and encodes 625 amino acids.
AUAGUGAUGCCUGUAGUGGGAUUGUAGAAACUGAUAAAGAAAGUUGUGCCGAGGCUAUAGAUGCGACUAUAAAGACGGAUAAAAACAUGGGAUCAAACUCUACAUCACAUAAUAACCAACCUAUUGCCAAUGUAGUUCGCAAUACGAAGCGCGUGCCAACUGGUAUAUUCACCAGAGGGAUAAAGGCAAGCGAGACCGCACAAUCAAUAUUGCACAGCGAAGUUAAACCAGCUGACAGCUAUUUCAGUGAUUCAUCGGAUUCAUCCGACCUAUCUGAGCCGCUUUCUACCUUUUCUGACUCUGCAUUGGAUGAUGAGAGCUGUAGUUCACCCAGGAAUUACACCGAUGACGAACUGCUUGCUAUGAAGUACCUAAUGAUAGCAACACUAAAGACUAAAUUCACAUCAUUGGGCGCAGCUUUCCAGUGCAUGGAUAUUGACAAUUGCGGUGCAGUAGAUCGCGAUUCAUUUUUCAUGUUUGUUGAAAACCUUUGUAUCGCAUCAUUCGAGAAUUCUGAUAUGCCAUACCUUUUCGACAUGUUAAAGGAUGCUUCCAGCGAUGCAAUAACAAUGUCGUCUCUAUAUCACAGCAGCGGCGAAACCAUAACUACCACCAAGGGGUUACACGACAGGUUACAGCACGCAUAUGGAAGCGCACGUUUAGCAUUUGUAAAACAGUGUGGUCCUUUAAAGAUGAGCACGACUUGUUCCGAUUCAGAUUUCGUUGCCAUGUGCACCAACAUUGGUGUACCCGAAGCCACAGCUCGGGACCUAUUCAAGAAGUUAGACGUAUGUGAUAAUGGCUAUGUUACUGUAAUGACAAUGUUGAAGCUGAUGUGCGGUGACUGGACUUUCGAGGACGCUGUUGCAAAGGAAUCUGUUGCUUCAUCGAGUUAUAACCAGAUAUUAGGAUAUUGGACAACCGACGAUUACGAUAGUUUCAGGAAAGAGCUAAAGGAUCAUGAGAGUUCGGUCUUUGAUGUUCUCGAUUACGGUGUAGACGUUUCAUUGGUAGACAAUACCUGGGAAGAGCCCUGCAGCCUGGCUGACGAGGGUAAUACCAUAAAGCGAUAUAUGGAUUUAGUGAUUAAACCGGCAAUUACUGCCCAUCCGUACUAUAAAUCAUUAUCUUUGGUACAAAAGCAAUAUAUUGCAACUCUAUUAACGGAGUCGCGUCAAAAGAGUGGUUCUGUUGUUAUUGCUCAGGGUGACAAGGAUUUUCCCCUGUAUCUACUGUUAUCUGGUCUUUUGGAGUCGUCAUACACUACUUAUAUUUUCGUGGAAUCCUACAAAACAGAGGUUGAAGUUGGUACAUGGUUGGAUUUCGACAGUUUGGUGAAUAAACAAGUUGCAACCAUGACAUACACCGUUAGCGAUACGGAUGAAGCACUAUUAGGUCGCAUUGAUCGUCGCAAGUUCCACGAAACUGUUGUGCCAAUGGUUGAAACACGUAUUAAACGAGUGGCAGUAAUUGCCACCUUCCUUUCUAAGGUUUCCUGUCUGGAAGGUCUGGAUGAUAAUGACAUUCAUCUUAUAGCGUGCGCUAGCGUUGUACGCAAGCGUAAGAUGCACGAAACAAUAUAUCGUCAAGGUGAUAAACCAGACUGGUUCUAUAUAAUCUUUGACGGUUCAGUUGAUCUAUGUAUGCCAGGAUCACGUGAUAAUACAGCUAUCACCCUUUUUACAACAUCGCUAUUGGGUACUGAAGAAGUCAUUAAUUCAAUGCCGGCUUAUAGUAAUACGGUAAUUGCAAGCUCAUCUACAGUUCUGUUACUUGGAUGGCCUGCUGGGUCAUUUAAAUCAGUUUUUGGUGCAGCUUGCGAGCGUAUUAAGGAUGCUUCUUUGAAGGCACAUUCGCAAUGUUGCCAUCUGUUCAGCCAGAUGCUGGAAGCUUCUAAGAAUGCAGGUACAAAAUCUAGCAAGUCGGUGUCAUUUUCACCCGAUACAGCUGAUAACAAUGUUUAAUUCCAAUAUUUUUAAUAUUAUAUGAGCAGUUUUUUUUAUCUUUGCACAUGGGACCCUCUAUAAGGGUC